UAUGGCGAGAGAUUUGAAUGGAACCAGCACAUCCAAGGAUUGCUUCUAUCGGGAUAUUUUUUUGGAGUGUUGCCAGCUAGUAUGCCUGGAGGGAUGUUCGCCGAAAAAUACGGCGGAGCCAAAGUUGUUGCGGAGCCGUUUAUCCUGCUCUACAUGCAAUGGUGGCUAGAUGGGUUCCACCCGGCGAAAAAGGGAUGUUCGUUUGGACGAUGCAAGGUGGGCCGUUUGGAACCUGGGUAACUUACAGCCUUUGCGGACAUAUAAUAUCCGAAUAUGGGUGGAAAACCUCAUAUUAUGUUACCAGUAGUCUCAUAUUAGUAUUCUUUGUUCUUUGGGUGUAUUUAAUUUAUGACACGCCUGAUAAGCAUCCCGGCAUUACCGAAAAGGAGAAAGCCUAUAUUAAGGAACAAAUAGGCUCUACGAUUUCAAAACAAAAAGUGAAACUUCCUUUGAAAGCAGUCGCAACUUCUGUGCCGUUCCUAGCUCUAAUGUGGGCUCAUUUUGCAAACAUGUGGGGGAUUUAUUUCAUCGCAACGAAUGGACCCAAAUACACAUUGGAAGUUCUUGGGUUUGACAUGAAAUCGGGCGGCGCUAUAACAGGAUUACCCUAUAUUGCCAGACUGGGAUCUGGUGUCGUGUUUGCGGCUGCGGGUGAUUACUUGAGAAAGAAGAAAAUAUUGACCGUGGCUUGGAUUCGACGAUCAUUUAUGAUCUUCUCACACGUCGGCCCAGCCGUAGCUCUAUUGGCAAUGACUUAUGCCGGUUGCGAUACUACUACUGCCAUUAUAAUGUUGAUAUUGUCACUGUUAUUGAACGGUGCUGCUUGUCAAACUAGUUUACAAAAUCAUCAAGACCUCGCACCAAACUUUGCCGGCUCGCUCUAUGGAAUUAUGAAUACUUUUGGUAGCUUUCCUGGGUUCAUUAUUCCACCGAUUAUCGGUGCCCUUACAAAUGAAAGAAAUGGUAUCGAGGAAUGGCGCGUUAUAUUUUGGAUCUCCGCGGCAGUAUUUAGUUCGGCGGCGGUAAUAUUUUGGUUACUUGGUUCUGCCGAGAUUCAACCCUGGAACGAUCUAGCUAAAACAGCUAGUGACGAGGAGGAAAAGCAGAUGAACGCGGUGAAGGAUUCUGAAACCGAGGAACAAGAGAAUGAACGCCUUUAAUAUCUGAAAAAAACUGCAGGUAAAAAUGAAAGUUGAUAAUUAUCAUUUUGAAGCAAUAUCAAUGUGAAAUUAUUAAUGUCUGAUCUGAAGAUUUUUAUUUUAUUGAGUGUACGACUAGAGACGAUUUUCGUAAAUGUGAUUCGUAAUUAUUUCGUUGAAUUUCACAUUGUAUUACACACACAAACACAUCAUAUUGUAUAGCUUUGCAACAUUGAUAUUAUGGCAUCCUGUGAACGGUGGAGUAUCCUAUCGAAAUUAGUGGUAUAUAAUUUCCAAAGAACGUGUCAAAUCAUAUAUUUCAUUACAAUUUCAUGUCGGACCAAUGAUGAGACAUUACUUGUUAUUUUCAUACUCGGAGUCUUGUAUUAUUUCAUAAUGUAAAAAUUACAAUAAACUGUUAGCAAGUUCUUCACUUUAAUAAAAAAAAGCGCUGAUUAAAAAUAAAAUAUACAAUUAUGUAUUUUUUCAAGCGCUAAUAUACUUCCCAUAGGGUUACCUUCAUUGCACACGAUGAAAAUAACUGUGCGAAUAGCGAAAACAGUGUUGCAUUGAAAUCAUUUAUUUUUUUUUACAUCGUUGUGUACAAUAUACAUUAUUUAUCUCAUUUCUUUAUAUCAUAAUGUUUCUCCAAACUUGGAUUCCCAUUACCAUAUCACUGGCUACAGCGCAAAGUGAAUGGGACACAACAAAUAUUUCAUGUUCGAAAAUACAAUAAUGAAAAUAUUACGACUGUUUUGAAUUAAACACAUUGUAUAGAUGACACGUGUAUUUUAUGUUAGUGGCAGUAGCCGUUAAUUUACAAAUAUUUUUGUAAUAUUUGAGACGAGAUUUUCCACUGAGAUUCUCACUAACAGUGACAAUAACUUAUAUUAUUUUAUGUUGCAUUUACAUUUAGUGUAAAAUGCAUCGAUUACAAAAGCGACGCUAUGCAAACGUUCAAUAAUGUACAACUUCGUAAUGUGAUGUCAACGUUUACAUUUACUUAAUGUUAUUUCUGUUAAUAAAUAAAUUACCAAGAGUUAA
Orussus abietinus is the source of this 2183-nucleotide messenger RNA. Its product is annotated as sialin-like. Gene Ontology annotation, biological process: transmembrane transport; monoatomic anion transport. Gene Ontology annotation, cellular component: plasma membrane. The record is from RefSeq and is a predicted model, not a curated record. Gene Ontology annotation, molecular function: transmembrane transporter activity. Bases 159 to 1160 code for a protein of 333 amino acids. NCBI's taxonomy places the organism in Eukaryota, Metazoa, Arthropoda, Insecta, Hymenoptera, Orussidae. The transcript is spliced from 7 exons.